Mauremys reevesii (Reeves's turtle) is the source of this 2815-nucleotide messenger RNA. RefSeq names its product maestro heat-like repeat-containing protein family member 7. The transcript is spliced from 18 exons. The coding region runs from base 82 to 2394 and encodes 770 amino acids. Gene Ontology annotation, cellular component: cytoplasm. The record is from RefSeq and is a predicted model, not a curated record. Lineage: Eukaryota; Metazoa; Chordata; Testudines; Geoemydidae.
CUACCGCUGCUGGUCCUGACACAACCCAGCUUGCUCGCCACCUGCUUCUCCAGCAUCUUCUCCCUUCCUCCAGCAAACACCAUGGAGGAGGUGGAGGCUGCUCUCUACACCAAAACUUUGAAAACCAUGGAUGAGAUGCUGAAGGCCUUGGUGUGCGAGGAUCAGGAGCCCAACCUUCUGGUGCUGCAAAUCAUCUUGAAGGUCCUGCUCCCCUGGACCACAUCCAGGGAGGUACAUGAGCGGCUGAGGGCAGUGGGAAGGAUCAGGUGGCUGAUGGAAUUCAUGGGGUCUCAGUGCAAAUUCCAGGAAGUGGAGGAGUUCAGAGUCCUGGGCCAGCUGGUGGGGUGUCUCACUCUGUGCUGUGUGGAGCAGGAGCAGGAGAUCUGGCAAUCGGCUGUGGAGGGACUUCACCACCUCUUCUCCUUCAUGCAGCUGCUAAAAUCCAAAAUGCUGGUGAAUCACAGUGCAGAGUAUCGGCAGAUCCUCAAGGACAGUCAAACUGAGAGAGCCUUCUGGGUCACCAACAUCAGCAAUAUCACAUCGCUGUUUGGGAAGUACUUCAACCCGUCCGAGAGCAUGGACUUCCUCCUCGUUGCUAUCGACGGCGUGAGAGACUCCAGCGUCCAUGACGCAGUGACGGCCAGGAACAUGCUGCAUAUGAUCCUGGAGGUUCCCGGCCUGGGCUUGGUGAGGGUGUCAGAGGCUGUGAGGAGCAUUCAUAACCACCUGGACUCCAUCAGCGAGCCACUUGCCCGGCAGGAGCUGCUCAGGGCCCUUCUCCUGCUGGGUUCCCAGUUCAGCGAGGAGGUGGUCGGAACCCUGCUGGGCUGCUCACUGUCAUGUGACAGUGUUGCUGCAGAGAUGUGGAAGAUACUGACAUCCCAGCCCAAGAGCACAGAAAAGAUCCUUAGGGAGCUGGUCAGCAGGCUGCAGGGGCAGGCUCCGCGACGGCAUCAGCUCUCUCAGAGACCGGCCGGCGUCGCCUCCUUGGCCGCCACAAGAGCUCUAUAUGUGAUCCUGCAGGAGCAGGCCUGCAGGCAGGAAGUGAAGGAGCUCUUCCCUCAGCUCUACGUCGCGCUCCUCUUCCACAUCACCCACACAGUGCAGCACACUGCUUCGCAGGAGAGGGAGCAUAACCAGGAGGACACGGCCGCACCCCUCAGCCCCGUCAGGUUCGCAGUGAAGGCCAUGGAAGCUUUGCUUCUAUGCGCUGGCUACAAGGAGCAGGCCACCUUCAUGAUGAAGCAUGGCCGCUGGGACCUGCUCAUGAGCUCUGACACACACCACAAAGGUGUCUGCCUGCUUGCCCGGGCCAUGGUUUCGCUCAAUGUCGAGGAGCGAAACUGGAUUUUCCACCAUCUCAUGGCCAUCCUCAACGAUCGGGACGAUAGGCGGUACGUCCCGGCCGUGGCUCUCUUCAUUCAGCUCCUCAAGUGCCCUGACCUUGGCAGCGAGCUGGAAGACGCCAUCAUGGAGGAGAUGAGCAGGCUGCUGAGCGACCCCAAGACCGUGGUGCGCUGGUUGGCGCUCAAAGGCCUCCUCAAUCUGGCCCUUCGCCAAGAGAAGGUGGGGAAACUCCAGCAUCUGCUGCCAGAUGUCCUGGAGCGACUCCAGGAGGUAGACAGAGACCUCAUCCGCAAGGCCAUCGCCGUGCUGAAACACCUCCUUGCCAGCAUGGACAGGCAGAGCGCCAGCCACGUGGCUGUGCAAGUGGCUGCGCAACUCCUGCCGUUGUUUCAUGAUGUAAGGCCUGGCAGCUCACAGGAGAUCCCAUCAAACUGCGGACAUGUGACCAGCAAGCUCCAGGUGCUCUCCAUCACCCUUUUUAAAGACCUGCUGGAGCUUGUAAGGGGGCCCAACCGGAGGCAGAUGAAGGAGCAUGUGCUCCAGAGCCUGGUCCCACUGCUCCUCCUUGUGCAUGAUGAGCGUCCCAACGUGUCCCAGGUGUGUUGGGACACCCUCAGCAGUGCCGCCCAAUUCCUGAGGUGGCACCAGCUCAGUGGCCUCAUCCAGCACAAGGAAACCUGGCGAAGCUGUGACUGCCUGGUGAUCCACUACAAGGAGAGAGCUGAUGACUUCCUGGGCCAGACCAUGGCCUUCCUGCAGAACCCACAGACUCCAGUUAGGGAAGCAGCCAUCAGGUUCCUAGGGCUCACUGCCCGGCAGCUGGACCAGGGGAGCCAGGACAAGCUGGACGCCAUCUGCGACAACCUCAAAGGCUUGCAGCAGGACAGCAAGUCCUCAGUCCGAUGCCUGGCUUCUCAGACCAUCUUCAUCCUGGAGGCCUUCAAGAACCAGCCUCCAGCCUGCUGCAGCCUAUGGACAUUGGUCCAUAGGAUAAGAACAAUGUGCACUGCGGAGAGCCAGCUCAUUGAAGCUGCCCAGCUGCCCUAGCUCUGGGAAAAGCCAGCCUCCCUUCUCUGGGGGCUUGGUGCAUCAGAGCCCACCUGGAGCAAGGUGGAACACAUGGCUUCUUCCCAACUGGCCGCCUGCCCUGCCCAGCCAUGUGAGUAGUUAACUGCUCAAUAGCUUUCAUCAUCAUGUACUUUUGGACAGGUUUCCAUGCACGGUGUGGCAUUUACGUCCUGCCCUCCAUCCCCAUUUCCAGUCGUGUACGUUUUUGAUGCCGUCGGCCAUUUUGAAAAUUUAUUUUGUAUUAUUUUUCUGUGUUUGGCCGGGGGAAGGUUGUGUGCUUGUGUUUUGACAUAUUUAGAGAAAAAGUACGAAUGAGUAGAAAGAGAGGCUGUAAAGGGUUUGCAGUCCCCCCCCAGGCCCCACCGUCCGUACAUCUGGGUGGGAGACCACACCCCUUGCU